Messenger RNA from Annulohypoxylon truncatum, 1929 nucleotides. RefSeq lists its product as uncharacterized. The record is from RefSeq and is a predicted model, not a curated record. The transcript has 2 exons. NCBI's taxonomy places the organism in Eukaryota, Fungi, Ascomycota, Sordariomycetes, Xylariales, Hypoxylaceae. The coding region runs from base 1 to 1929 and encodes 642 amino acids.
AUGGAUCGGACAACCCUCUCUCAUGUCGUUGGACGCUCAAUCCACCAACGCAUUACCGGUAACAGCAAACUUAAACAGAGCCCUACUCCCAGCAUCUCUGACAAUAUGGACCAACCUGGAAGCUCAACUCCUCCGGACAAGUCUACUCGUUCUUCUUUCUCCUCUGUCCGAGAGAUCGAUUCAUCAGACUUAGCCCAGAAUUUUACCAGUACCAAAGUAUCAUCUUACUCCAAAUUAUCUGAGGAGGCUGUCGACGACCUACCAUCACCCCCGGAAAUGGCCACUCAGACACAAUUCAUCCCACCUAUCACACAACCCCAGAGCAGAUUACAUGGCUGUUGGUUUCCUGCCGUCGCCGCCGAGGGCUUCCAGGGCUGGAAGCAAAUAGGUGUAGGAGGGAAGCGGGCGAGCAAGAGCUAUGGAGAUUUGCAGGCUCUGAAGAUAGUUUGGUCGACUCCAGUCCUUCCGCUUAAGAAGAAAGAUCCCGAAAGGCCAGCUCCAGGACAAUCGGCCAUCGAAAAGCUCCCCGCGGAAUUACUAGGCCAAAUCAUUGACCACCUUGUCCUCGAUGUUCCGCCGAACGGAGUCUCCGCUCGAAAUGUGGAUUUGAUGUCCCUGUUACUUACAUCCAGAACACUCCACUCGGCAACGCUAAACGCACUUUAUAAGAACAUCACGAUCCCGCACUCGAGGAUUUACCGGAAAUUCCUAACGCACAUCUCACAGAACAAGGAGCUCGGAACUAUAGUACGACGUCUUGACUUCAGUCACUUCAACCCAACCACGCUGUUCACAACGGCGAGCGAGCGAGCUACUACCCGCAAUCUUACCCCCGAAACUUUGAUGCAAUGCUUGGAGUUGACCCCUUUCCUCCGUGAGUUUUUAGGUCAGGAGUAUAUUGAGGAUGAGAUCGACGCAAAGGUUCUACGCAAGCUGUUCUUUGGACUUGAUAGACUGCAGGGGAUCGACUUCUGUGGUUGCUCAUCAACUGCUUUCAAGACUUCAUUCCAGUCAAUCCUCUUGUCAGACUGGCCGGAAACGCUCUCCAUCUCUCGACUAUCUUUACACAAGUGUAUCACUCUACCCCCAUCCGUGUUCGAGACCUUGCUCCCCAGACUGGGCAAGUUGACCCAUCUAGAUCUCACGGGAACACGCGUGACGAAUGAGGCUCUCCAGUCUAUUCCGCACAGCGCAAAUAUCACGCAUCUAAAUCUAUCCAAAUGCAGAUCACUCACUGCUGAUGUUGUCGUUGACUUCCUAGCAAACCAUCCGGCGGUAAAGGGGCUUGUAUUCCUGAGUCUUGGGGUAGAUGCCAGAAGCCACCAGCUCUUCGAUGAAGAUGACUUAACCAGACUGAUCCCAGUCCUCCCCCAAAGUCUACGUUCAUUGAGCUUAAAGGGCAGCAAGAUGCUUGAAUCACACAUUGACUUAUUACGCCCGCUAACCAAGCAUUUGGAAGAGCUUGCGUUGGGUCGACGGCUGAAGAUUUCAGAUAUCGAUCGAUUAUUUGUGCCCGACGAUAAUAAUGACGGACAACUAGACCAACAGCUAGAAUGGGUCCCACACACUCUCAGGUACCUAGAUCUUUCCGACUAUACGACAGUCGAGCUUGAUCUCAUCACGCUGUUCGGACGAAACACGUCGAUUAUGAAGAAGUAUUCCUCGCCGCUGGAGGUAAUCGAAGUAACCGAUGAAAUGUACUCCCGCCUGGCAAAGUCCCCGGUUGUAAAGCAGCUGGGAUGGACUGUUAUGGAGAACGGAAGCAGAGCUUGGCUCGUCCGUAUUCACAAUCCCGAAGAUGGGCCUAGGGACUCUGGCCUUCGGUCUUGGAAGAUGGGCGCUUCGUUUUGGGGUAUGCGUAAAAUACCCAUUGCUUGUGCGGAAGUUGGAGGCAUGUACGGCUCAUAUAUGUUUAAGCGGAAGCUAUAA